CGCUGGGUAGCGGAAGGAUGGCGAGUGCGCCGGGCGGCUUUUCGGAUGAGCAGUUCCAGGAGGCCUGCACCGAGCUCCGGCAGCCCGCACUGGCCGGGGCCGACUGGCAGCUGCUGGUGGAGGCCUCGGGCAUCACCAUCUACCGGCUGCUGGACCAGCCAUCUGGACUCUAUGCGUAUAAAGUAUUUGGUGUCCUGGACAACUGCACACCAGCUCUCCUCGCAGAUGUCUACAUGGACUUGGACUACAGGAAACAGUGGGACCAGUAUGUGAAAGAACUCUAUGAAAUGGAGUGCGAUGGAAAGAUGGUGGCGUACUGGGAAGUGAAAUACCCCUUCCCCAUGUCCAACAGAGAUUAUGUGUACAUCCGACAACGGCGAGACCUGGAUGUGGAAGGAAGGAAGAUCCACGUGGUCCUGGCUCAGAGCAUCUCUCUGCCUCAGUUUCCUGAGAAGUCUGGGGUGAUCCGAGUAAAACAGUAUAAGCAGAGCCUGGCGAUCGAGAGUGAUGGCAAGAAGGGGAGCAAAGAAUGGAGUUCCAAACUUUUUGAAAGAGACAGCAAAAGCCUGUCACAACUACCUCAAGAAAACCUAAGAAGGAGAAUCAGACCUGGCACCCAACGAAUGACGUCUUUGAAUGUACCACAACCGGCUGAUGCUUGGUUUUCUUUUCACAUUUCUGUCUUCAGAGCCCACACGCCCUCUAGCACACAGCCCUAGGCCUGCUUGCCUGUCACCUGGUUCACCUGCUUGCCUCAUUUCUCAGUGACCCCUGGGAAGGCUGCCUUCUUCCACUAUUGAAUAGGAUGCCUGCAUUUGUUUAUAAAUGAUCAGUGAGGAGCAGGGGCAUUCCAUUGUUGCAAUUUUAGGGGGAUGGGUAGGUGGAGGAAAGACAACAAAUUCUAAGUGACCAUUCCUGGCAAGCAGGCUUCUUAGAAUAUGCUUCCUUGAAACACAGUAGCUGCUGGAGGGGGGCCUUUGGCCCAGGGCUGACCUUACAUGCCCCAGAACUGGAGACUUAGGCUGAUGUUCAUUCUCUUUAUGCUUUGUUGACUCCAGUAGGUUAGGGUUUGAAGUCAGAAGCAAGUUGGCCCUGUUCCUGCUUGGAGAAAAUCAGCAGCUACUUUGAUAUCAGACCAUUAGGAGAAGCGUCCUAGGCCCGACUAAGCACAUGCUGUGAUAAUUACCUUUUCCUGAUCGCUGAUAUCUGGGUUUGUCUCUUUCCCAGAAGCCACUGGAAAAUGCCGCUUAUACCUCUCUAGUCAUGUGUGUAACUGCAGUCUCAAGGCCUCCAGAACAAAGAUGGCUUGUGCAUAGUUCUAUGAGACUGUCUGUGUAGUAAGGUAACUUUCCCUUCUAGAAUGUUUGGAGAUGUUGAAGGGGAAGUAAUGGUUUACAACCAGGUCAAAUUUAAUUAGUGAUUUGGUGAUCCUUUACCUUUACUCUUAGGAAUUCUACCUCUUCUACUAUCAAAAGGCUCCAUGUUUUAUCCUGAAUUUUGGUAGGGAAAGAUACUCUUGCUAUGGCACAGCCUUAAUGAUCUCAGGGAAAAGUUGAAACUACUCUGUGUGAUGGUACCAAACCUUGGUUGAUGGUUAUAGAAAUUCAGGAUGCAAAGCCAGAGUUGUGCAAAUGGGAUUCCUUGUAGUAUUCCUCAGGGGAGAAAGGUGCCGCACGGUGAAUAAAUACAGACUGACUUGGACUUCUCGUGGGCACAGCUUCCUUCCUGCCCUUUUCUUGUAAGAGAAACUUUGUCAGGUCCUUUUUGUUUGCACUAACAUCCAGCUCAUGGGCGUGAACAGAAGGGAAUUAGGAGCUCUCUUAUAGGCAAGGCCGGGCAUACUGGCUUCAGGUAGGUACUGGCAUGGGGCUCAAAUUAAGCUUAAGAUUCAUCUCUGUUCUCCAAGUUGUCUUUGAUGUUAACCUGCGUUUGGUGGUAGGAAUACUGCUAACAGCAGUAAAUAGGCUCAUACUAAGCAGAAAAAGAAAGAUGCAUAGAAAGUAAUAAAGGAAGAAAAAAGAUUUCUUUUCAAUAGGUACUGUGUUGUCGUGCAAAUUAAAUUCUCCCUAUGGUAUAUGCCUGCUGGGGCCCAGUCAUUGUGUUCCUAUGGCUAGGGUUAUCUAAAUAAGCUAACGUUUCAUAAAUUUGUCAUUAAAAUCUCAUCAUGCCUUCUACCAUGAGUGCAUAGACCCUUUGCAAAUGCAAACACUAAGGUCACGGUUUUUGAACAGAACUGACAUGAAAUGGUGCCACACAAGUCUUUUCUUUAAACAGUGAAGGACUUUGAUAACACUAAGCACAUCAAAUGGCUUUGUUGUUGUUUGUUUUGUUUUGAGAGAGUCUCUCUGUAUCAACCAGGCUGGAGUUGAACUCACAGUCCUCCUGCCUCAGCUUUCCAGGUGCUGGGAUUACAGCUUAACCAAGUUUUAGGUAAGGCACUUGGGUAAAAGUAUUAAAGUUGCUAUAGUUUGUAUAAUCAGUGGCUGGCUUUUUGCCUUACUUAUUUGAGGACAACCCUACAUAACAUAUAAAUAUGAAAACCGCGGGAAACUGGGAAACACCUGCCUGAGUUCUAGUUGAUUCCAGAACCGUGAAAAAGAAGUAAAACUGAUACUCAGGUGCACCUGAGUUCCAUGGAGGUGGAACUUGAAAAUUAUAAACAUACUGCAGCAAUGUUGGGCUUGUUUUUCCCAUGUCUGCCUCAUAGAGGAGGCAUUAAGUUUUGGGGUCGAAGUAAUUAUUGUACACUGAUUACUGGCUGUAGGGUAGCAUGCAGUAGGCCUUCAAAUGGCAACAAGGUGAAUCAAUAGCUUAGAGAAGAAUGAAAAAAUGAUGUAAACUCAGAAGAUGCAACAUAUCCAGAUAGAAAGCCUCGUUCCCAUUGGUCUAGGCCAAACAACUCCUCAAGCCAGUAUUUUGGGGGGUUUAGAUGCCUUAGGUUCACGCUGGUCGUGCUAAAGGAUGGCUUUGCUGGGAUGCAGGAUCAGGUCAUAUGUGGGCAUGUGUUUGGAAAUGGCUCAGCCUGGACUGAGCCCACCCCAUCUUAGCCAGGAUUUCAGGUGAAACUUACUGGCAAGAGUUGUAUUGCUGUGGGGAUAAAUUCUUUCCACAGGUGAAUUAUUCUCACUGCACACAAUUUUUAAAAGUUAGUAAUCACCUUGGAACUGAUGAGUUCCAGGAGACGGUCAUUUCCCUUGAAAAUGUCCCUGUUUCACAGUGAGAGUCCUGGCCUGGCUCCUUUGUUGACUUUGCUCCCUCAGGCCUCCCAUCCACAAGGCCUGCCCUUCCUACCUCCUGCUUCCCAGAGGGAUUCAGAAGAAACAAAGCAGGAAGGUACCACCUAGUCAGAGAAUCAUUUGUAAAAAGCAUGGAGACAUCUGGCCAAAGGCUGAGGUCAGCAGGUCUGAGGACAGGCAGGGUGGCUCCUGGAAUGAAUAAGCCAGACUCGGCACCUGCCCUCAAGGAGCUUUGUGGUCUGUUCAAGAAGAAACCGUGAACAAGCAGCUAAAGAGUAGUAAGUGCUAACGGAGGCUCCUGCCACAUGAGACGCCAGCCAGGGUUGAAGAUCAAGAAGAACUUCUGGGAGCUGGUGGGAGAAGGUGGAGAAAACCAUUUUAGACAAAAGAACCAACUGAAAAAAGACUUGUCCAAAGCAGUCAGUCAACAUCUGAAGAAUGAGAAGGACUGGCAUAGUUGGAGCCAUGGCAAGAGUCCCGUGUGUGGCUGAAGGAGAAGUAUGCUGGCCACACAAGGACUCUGAACUUUCUAGAAAAAAGCACCAGUGAGUUCUGAAGGCAUGGAGCUGGAGGGUUAACCUGAUAAAAUUAGUUCAUUCCUAAACAAA
Nannospalax galili (Upper Galilee mountains blind mole rat) is the source of this 3844-nucleotide messenger RNA. RefSeq names its product phosphatidylcholine transfer protein (gene Pctp). Lineage: Eukaryota; Metazoa; Chordata; Mammalia; Rodentia; Spalacidae. The record is from RefSeq and is a predicted model, not a curated record. Gene Ontology annotation, molecular function: phosphatidylcholine binding; phosphatidylcholine intramembrane carrier activity. The coding region runs from base 18 to 719 and encodes 233 amino acids. The transcript is spliced from 5 exons.